AAAAAUAAAACCCCUUCCCCUGAACAAACAGUUGAAGAGUGGAAACGUAGCAGCAGCGGCGGAGAAAGGUUAGAGAUGGUUAACCAGAGGCAGCGAUUGGCUCGCAAGCGAUUCAAAGCAGAGCACCCUGAACUGUUUCCGAAGGUCGAGCCCACACCCCCCAAAGACCCUAACAAGAAGAAGAAGAAGAGUAGCGCGUUCAAGCGCAAACGGGCCGAGUCAAAAUCCGGCUCCGGCAAAAGGCAUCCUCUUAGAGUCCCCGGGAUGAAGCCCGGCGAUAGUUGCUUCAUCUGCAUGGCCAAAGACCACAUCGCCAAGCUCUGCCCCCAAAAGACCGAAUGGGAAAAAAACAAGAUAUGUUUGCGGUGUCGUCGACGCGGUCAUAGAGCUAAGAACUGCCCCGAGGUACAAGAUGCCGCCAAGGAUGUCAAACAUUGCUAUAACUGUGGGGAAACUGGCCACUCUCUCUCGCUCUGUCCGUACCCUCUCGAGGAAGGAGGGACAAAGUUUGCCGAGUGCUUUGUCUGUAAUCAGCAGGGACACUUGAGUAGAAACUGUCCACAAAAUACUCAUGGCAUUUAUCCAAAGGGUGGUUGCUGUAAAAUUUGUGGUGGUGUGACACAUUUGGCAAAAGAUUGUCCUGACAAAAGAUGGCAAGGAUCUGUUGCUGCUAAUGGCCCUGGUGGUAGAUCAAAGAGAAUUGAAGAGAGUCCCAGGGGCCAGGUUACCAAAUUUAUUAGCGGUGAUGAUAUUGAGGAUGACUUCAUGAUAGAUGACGUACGCAGUGGCGAUAAUAACAAGUCAGCAAAUUCAAACGAUGUCAAUGUAACAGCAAAGAAGAAAGAUCCUAAAGUUGUGAUCUUUAACUAAGGAUAUCUCAAUGUAUUGUGUGGACAUUGGUUUCCACUCUCCAUUUUUGUUUCCUAUUCUGCAGUGUGCAGAAUUUCUUCCAGAAUGAAUGUAAUCGCUUCUGCAAAGUCUCCGCUUCCCUAGAGUUUGAAGAAUUGACAUGUAAACGAGGUUUUUUUUGGUAAAAUUGCUAGUCUUUACUUGUU
Messenger RNA from Vigna angularis (adzuki bean), 1055 nucleotides. RefSeq lists its product as uncharacterized. Bases 76 to 870 code for a protein of 264 amino acids. NCBI's taxonomy places the organism in Eukaryota, Viridiplantae, Streptophyta, Magnoliopsida, Fabales, Fabaceae. The transcript is spliced from 5 exons. The record is from RefSeq and is a predicted model, not a curated record. Gene Ontology annotation, molecular function: nucleic acid binding; zinc ion binding.